UCUCACAGAGCGGAAGCGCGCGUGUGAGAGACGGAGGGACCUGGAGCCGGGAGGGAGACGCUGAUGUUAGGUCUCUGGGGCUCGGCCGACGAUGAACGUGUCGGGGAACUGCUCGGGCGCUGAGGAGCACCUGGUGGAGGUUCGUGUCUUCGCCUCCGUCGCCUCCUUCGUUCUUCUGGCUUUCUUCAACCUGGUGAUCAACUCCAGCAUCCUGAGCGAGGACCGCCUGCGCUCUCAGGCCCGCUUCGUUUUACUGCUGCAUCUCCUGCUCUCCGGGGUUGUCUACUUCGGCCUAAGCAGCUCCUUUUACCUGCUGACCUACCUGCGCGCCGCCGUCUCCGCCACCUGGUGCCUAGCACUACUGCUCGCCCUCAUGGUCGGCGGCUCCUCCAUCCUUCUCACCCUCACCCUGAUGGCUGUCGACCGUUACUUGGCCAUCUGUCACCCGCUCAAGUACAGUGCCUUCUGCGCCCGCCACUCCGUCUGGUUCCUCUGCCCGCUCAUCUGGUUCUGCUCCUCGGUGAUCCCGCUCAUCCUCGUGUCCCAGCAGGCGGGUCCUCCGGCGCAGCAGGGGCCGGGGCCGGGGCCGGCCAAGCGCUGCUCGUCUUCGCACCUCGCCUCCAGCCACAACAUGAAACAGACCUCGAAGAUCCUGCUGAUAGGAGUCUGCACCCUCCUCAUUCUCUUCAGCUACCUCAAGAUCCUGGCGGAGAGCCGGCGCAUUGGGACGCUGAACAGGCGCAACCGGCGCGCCCGCAGCACCAUCCUGAUGCACGGCGUGCAGCUGGUGGUCUACAUCAUCCCCACCUUCAUCACCUUCUUCCUGCAGGUGUUGGCGCAGGCGGGCAAGCUCGACCAGUGCACCCGGGCUCGCUUCGAGGUGGCCAACUUCGCCUUCUUCAGCUUGGCUCAGUGUAUCAGCCCAGUCAUCUACGGCCUGCGGAAGGAGGAACUGUGGGAUCUCCUGUGCCACAAGUACCCCUGCCUUCACUGGGACUUCAAGCGGCUGCUCGAGGGGUUGGUGGCCGUCAGCGGCUGCCUGCGGGGCCCGAGCUGUCUAUGGCGGCGGCCGCCUCCCCCCGCCGACGCGCCCUGGUGAACCAAGCCGGACCUGCAACUUGUAAGACCCCGCUACCGACCCUCCGCAUCUUCCCACAAGGCGAGGGGAGGGGACCCCAGAGACUUUUCCGGGCGUGGAGAGGGAGGCAACCGUUUGGGGAGCCGAUACACCUGCCCCUUCUAACUGUCUUACCAAAAGCUUCGUCUAAACACUUAUGAACAGGAUUACAGUCCGGCACGGUUGUGCUGAAAGAGGCAGCACUCUUACCGCGCUGUCACAAGCAUCCCGAAUGUCUUAUCCUUCGCUGCCCGGCUGCCAGCUCAGGGAAAAGGGACAAUGCUGUCUGAAUUUUCGCACAGGCGCAGGACCGAAAUAAUUGUGUCCUUAUGGGGGAAUCUACCCAGUGCUUACUGCGAGUCGUGGGGUGUUUUAUUUUCGUUUUAUGGCGCCCAAGCUUCAAGUAAACCCCACGCCUCACUCCCGACCGCCACACCAUGGGGAUAUUGAAGCGGUUCCAGAGGAGGCCGUGGGCAGGAGUGGAAAGACUGAGAUCUGGGCUGGAGGGACCAGACCGAAUCUUCACUCGGACCUCAAAUGGCCGCCAUGUGGGACAGUAGGUUUUGCUCCUUUGGCCACAGACCGAGUGAGGAUGUAUUGGGAAAGAACUCCCUCAGAGGGACCCUAAACCGCCGUGGAAGUUAAAUCAUAUCGCUGAACCGGUCAGCUACUAACUUAUUUCGAGAUGAAUUUUGAGUCUUGUCUAAACUGUGGCCUGGCGCCUGUAAAGAGAGAGUUUGUGGUGUUUUCUAAUUAAACUAAGUGUUAAUUUUUA
Hypanus sabinus (Atlantic stingray) is the source of this 1892-nucleotide messenger RNA. RefSeq lists its product as uncharacterized. Gene Ontology annotation, molecular function: G protein-coupled receptor activity. Bases 92 to 1099 code for a protein of 335 amino acids. The transcript has a single exon. NCBI's taxonomy places the organism in Eukaryota, Metazoa, Chordata, Chondrichthyes, Myliobatiformes, Dasyatidae. Gene Ontology annotation, cellular component: membrane. The record is from RefSeq and is a predicted model, not a curated record. Gene Ontology annotation, biological process: G protein-coupled receptor signaling pathway.